AUGGCCCUCCCCGACCCUCCGGGCUACAGCGGGCCCAGGUACACGGGCAGGGGCUCCAUCACGGACCAGUGGAUCAAGGACCUGAUGGAGAUGCAGAAGAGCGACAAGCGCCUGCCCAAGAAGGACGCCACGCUGAUGGUCCUGGACGUGAUCGACAUCCUGGGGAAGGAGCCCAACGUCGUCUCCCUGAGCAUCCCGAGCGGCGGCAGCGUGUCCGUCGUCGGGGACACGCACGGCCAGUACUGGGACCUGUUCACCACCCUCGGCAUCACCGGGCCACCGGGCCCCAGCAACCCCGUCGUCUUCAACGGGGACAUGGUGGACCGCGGCUCCUGGAGCAUCGAGGUCGUCUUGUCCAUCUUCGCCAUGAAGCUGAAGGACCCCCAGUUCGUGGGCAUCAACCGUGGCAACCACGAGAUGCUGGAGGCAAACAUGAUCUACGGCUUCUGCGGCGAGUGCGAGGCCAAGUACGGCACCGACCUCUUCGACCUCUUCUCCGAGGCCUUCCGCCGCCUGCCCCUCGGGCACCUGGUCGACAGCAAGGUCCUGAUCCUGCACGCGGGCGUCGGCGGGCCCGACCCGCGGAUCUGGAUGCCAGGACAGACCCACGAUCCCACCGACUCGAUCCCGCUGAACGCGAAUCUGCCGACCCUGGCCACAAUCCAGGCCGUGGACCGAAACAUGGAGGUCAGCCCCGACGCCUACCAGAACAGCAUCGGGCCGUCCAGCACCGACAAGGCCGUGAUCGACGAGAGGCUGUUGAUCGACAUACUCUGGAGCGACCCUCGUGGAGGCGGCGGCUACGGCCCGUCGUACCGCAAGUCCAAGGGGGUCUACAUGUACGGCCCAGACGUGUCGGCGGCGUUCUGCGAGGCCAACAACCUGCAGUGCAUCAUCCGCUCCCACGAGGUCAAGGCGGACGGAUUCCGGUGGGACCACCCGAAGGUGGUCACCGUCUUCAGCGCGCCCAACUACCUCGACACGGGCAACAACAAGGCGGCGGUGCUCAAGCUGACCCAGACGGGCCCCGGCAGCGAGAUCGUGAUCACCCCCAGCGUUUACGAAGCCGCGAAGCACCCAGACCUGCCACCCAUGCACUGGCAGUCCAUCAUCACAGAGAAGUACCCGCACCUGACCAGGAAGAUGAAGAAGAAGGAAACCGCGUCGGACUUCGACGACUUUGGCGACUCCGACUUCGCCGGCAUCAUGAACUUCGACGAGUGGGAGCCAGACGAGGCCGAGGCCUUCCAGGACGCCUUCAAGCUCGACGGAUACGGCCGCGAGCUGAAGCCUGGUGAAAAACGAGUUUGA
Molecule: messenger RNA, 1311 nt
Organism: Prorocentrum cordatum
Lineage: Eukaryota; Dinophyceae; Prorocentrales; Prorocentraceae
Source: the annotation of a GenBank genome assembly